Penicillium robsamsonii is the source of this 492-nucleotide messenger RNA. Its product is annotated as GFA family protein. The record is from RefSeq and is a predicted model, not a curated record. Gene Ontology annotation, molecular function: carbon-sulfur lyase activity. The transcript is spliced from 3 exons. The coding region runs from base 1 to 492 and encodes 163 amino acids. NCBI's taxonomy places the organism in Eukaryota, Fungi, Ascomycota, Eurotiomycetes, Eurotiales, Aspergillaceae.
AUGCCUAUGAACCUCGAAGGAAGCUGCCAAUGCGGCGGUGUCGAAUUUACUCUCCAGUCCCAAACACCAGUUCCCUACCAGCUAUGCGCCUGCAGCAUCUGCCGCAAAGUAGGCGGACACCUCGGUGCUGUGAACCUAGGCGGUAUGGCCGAUAGCCUGAAUAUCAUCAAAGGCAAAGAUCUGAUCAAGAAAUACACUGCCAUCAAAGACCGCGGCACACCGGAUGAACAGCUAUGCUCCUCCGAGCGGAACUUCUGCUCGAACUGCAGUACUAUGUUGUGGGUUUGGGAUCACCACUGGCCUGAACUGAUUCAUCCAUUUGCCUCUGCAAUCGAUACGGAGUUGCCGGUGCCCGACGAGAUGGUAUGCAUCAUGAAUGGAUCGAAGCCGGCUUGGGCCCGGUGGCCGGAGGGAAAGAAGAGUGUGCACGAGGUCUAUGGUAGAGAUAGCCUCGAAGAAUGGCAUAAGAAGCAUGGUUUGUUUGUCGAGUAG